UUACCAUGACAAGAAAGAAGAUGUCCAAAGUAAUCAAGAAGAGAAAACAAGAUCAGUCUGUGAUUGAGAUUCUAUCUGACAGUGAAGAAGACACAAACACAAAGAGUAUAUCCAUAAGCAUAAGUGACAUGAAGUACUUGAAGCCACGUCGAUGGCUGAAUGAUAUAGUGAUUGAUUUUGUAUUACACAUGUACCUGGAUAAAUAUGACAUGGAUACUGAAGUCUAUAUUUCAAACAGUUUCUUUUAUAGUCGACUAAAACAAGUAGAAGAAGCAGGAGAAGAUUGUUAUCAUGCUAUCAAGACAUGGAUCCAAUACAAAGAUGUAUUCACAAAGAAAUUAUGGCUGAUUCCAAUAUGUGAAAAUCAUCAUUGGUAUCUUAUGGCAGUGGUCAAUCCAGGCAAAAAAAAACAAUACAUUACCAUCAUGGAUUCACUCAACAAAUGUACUGCUUCACAUACAGCACCUUCUUUAAUCAAGGAUUUUUUGAGGAAGAAAUACUUUGAAGAGACACAUACCAGAAUUCCACCUAUUAAAGUACUCAUUCGACCUAUUCCUGUUCAAGAAAACACAUUUGAUUGUGGUUUACAUCUCUUAAGAUCUGCCUUGUUAUUUUUGCUCUGUAAGACAAAGACAUUAGAUAUGCUCAAGGGACAUUUGACAGAUCCAUCUAAACUACAAGAAUUCUGGAAUAAGACACCUGUGCCAACGAGAAAGCAUCUAAAACGAGAUAUCAUUCACUACAUCACUAGUUUUAAACAAUAGCACUCUUUAUUAUUUUCCAAAUAGCUUGGCCAAAGUGCUCUUUUGACUAUCCUUGCUUGCUUCCAGGGAUGACAUCAAUUUCGAAUAAUAAUUAGGAUUGCUUGCUGGUGUCAAUAUUUUAUCUGAAAUAGGAUACUUCUCUUUAAAUGUAUUGUCUAAUAAACUUUCGAGUGCUUUUAAUUCUUGAUGGGCUUUUUCGAGAUUCAUAAAUUCAACAGAAGGAGCUCUGAAUGCUUCUUCCACUCUUUUUUCCAAGACUUGUUUCAUACCCCUUGUAGGUCUAACUUUAUCUACUGGCCAUUCAUUGACAAUGCGCAUAUAGGAUCUAUAUAAAGAGACGAUUUCUUGUUUUGCAGGCGUUGACAUUAGGUGACAAGAAAGAAAAAAAUAAAUAAAUAAAAAUUCAAUAGCG
Gilbertella persicaria is the source of this 1176-nucleotide messenger RNA. RefSeq lists its product as uncharacterized. The record is from RefSeq and is a predicted model, not a curated record. Gene Ontology annotation, biological process: proteolysis. The transcript has 8 exons. Bases 6 to 764 code for a protein of 252 amino acids. Lineage: Eukaryota; Fungi; Mucoromycota; Mucoromycetes; Mucorales; Choanephoraceae. Gene Ontology annotation, molecular function: cysteine-type peptidase activity.